This is a messenger RNA of Colias croceus (clouded yellow), 1235 nucleotides long. RefSeq names its product peptidyl-prolyl cis-trans isomerase NIMA-interacting 4. Gene Ontology annotation, biological process: rRNA processing. Gene Ontology annotation, molecular function: DNA binding; peptidyl-prolyl cis-trans isomerase activity. NCBI's taxonomy places the organism in Eukaryota, Metazoa, Arthropoda, Insecta, Lepidoptera, Pieridae. The record is from RefSeq and is a predicted model, not a curated record. The coding region runs from base 218 to 622 and encodes 134 amino acids. The transcript has 3 exons.
CGUCUGUGGUUGACGUGAUCUGUCAUUGCAAUUUGUAAACUUAAUUUUUUUACCAUUUUUUACUAUAUAUUAUUUAUUAAUAAAGUGCAGUAAUUAUUAUUAAAUGUUCUUGAGCCUGUAUAAUUAUCGGUUAAUUUAAGUUCAAAUUUACUUACUAUUUAGAAUCAAAAGCUUUUAAAGGUAUCCUUUCUCUACAAUUGGAAUAAAUAAAUUUAAUAUGCCACCUAAAAAACAACCCGACAAAGGUGGUAAAGGCGGCGGUGCAGCAAAAAGCGGCGGUAAAUCAGGCGGAGACGCAAAAGAAUCAGCCGGCAAGGAAAAAAAAGGCGGUACAACUGUCAAAGUACGUCACAUUUUAUGUGAGAAACAAUCAAAAUGUUUGGAAGCUUUGGAAAAAUUGAAAGCCGGUCAGAAGUUCCCUGAUGUAGCCGCCGCUUACAGCGAGGACAAAGCGCGACAGGGCGGCGACCUCGGCUGGAUGACGCGUGGCUCCAUGGUUGGACCUUUUCAAGAUGCGGCAUUUGCUUUACCAAUAUCUUCUGUGACAAACCCUGUUUACACAGAUCCCCCAAUUAAAACGAAAUUUGGCUAUCACAUUAUUAUGGUAGAAGGCAAAAAAUGAGUGAUACAGUGUUUGAGUUUGAAUAUUUCUGGGCGAUACUUUUGUUAUUUAUAAUGGAGAGAAUUUGUUGCCUGCAAGAACAAUUUGAUAAGGAUUUUUCAUUGUUACCUGAUGCACAGAGAUCCCUUGACUCGCUAGUUUCUAAUAUUGAAGACUUUGCAAAUAGAGAGUAAGCUUUUGUAAUAAUAUUUUUAUAAAUGCAUAAAAUUUAAAUUAUCAGUAAAGUAUAUUUACUGUCAAGUCUUGGGCUUGAUCCCUUUUUGAGACUGAUGAUGCAUUUGUCCAUAGUGUGGACUGAGCAGUUAAAAAUAUGAAUUGGGAUUAUAAAACAUCAAAUGUACAUAUAUAUGUAUUGAUAAAUCCUUUUAAAAAUUAUAAUUGUUACUUGUUGUUUUCAGUUCUGGACUAAAACUUAGUUUUCUAAGGCUUUAUCGGUUAAUGCACAUAACAAUGUUGCUCACUUUGGUAUAUUUCUGCAAUGUGUGCCUUUGGUUCAUCAUGAUCAAGAAAGUUCCGACUCGAACCCUCAAGUAUAGAUUUAAAUUAUCUUUUCCGUCAUAAUGUUUUUCGGGAUACAAUGGAAAUAAUAUGAAAUAAAUAUUAUUGUUACUUU